UGAAAGGUAAUGGACCCCUUUCCACCCACUCAUUGGCUAAAGGAGACAAAACCCACCUCUCCACCCUCUUUCAUCUAUCAUGCUCGACCAACCAAGCAAAAGGAGGAAGGAAGGAGCUUUGCAAACCAUUCCCAUAGCUGAAAAUUCGAGCUCAACCUAAGGGAGUCCAAAGAGGAAGAUAAAAGAAGGAAAAAGUUGGGGAAAGUGUGAUUUAUUAAGGCACUUGUAAAGGGCAUUUCAAUUGAUUUCACAAAGUUGGAAAAAGUCGCCAGAGUUGUCGCCGGAGUUGACCAAGUCGCCGGAGUUUCACCGGAGUUCAACCAAGAAGGGUAGAACUUCUUAACGCUAGUUCAAGGUUGAAUCUAGGGCUUGCUACUUGCACCUUCUCACGGGUGAUAUCAAAUCAGGAAGACGUGAAAUGGAGGGUAAGCGAAUGGCAACAAGAAAUGACCCUAAGGGACAAGCGUCGGUAGCUUACCUUGAGGCUAGCCGGGCUGUGUCACGAGCCUUUACGGGGAGAGGAAUAGGCCAUGGGGGCCGUGAGGGCCGCCAAGCGGCAAACGCUAAUCAAGUGGGCUCGAUGUGUAACAUGAACACCAGGAGGAACGAACGUAGGCGUCAGGCGAGGCGAGAUCGGGCCACCUCCCAACGUGAUAUGACUGUCAGCCAAACCCAUCCUUGGGCAAACGACCAAGGAGGAGAAAGCACUCUUACGGCACCGGCAUCACCGGUGAAAAAGAAAAGGAACUCAAAGUGGCACACGUCCUUUCCUUACUCCUUAAGACCAUCCAAAUGUUCUAAUUGCUCUAAGAAACAUUUAGGAAAGUGCAACGAGCCCCCGGUGUGCUACAAAUGUGGGAGCACAACCCAUAUGAAAUUAAGUUGCCCAUGGAGGAGGCAACGAGAGACAUUGCAAGCCGAGGAAGGGCUCACUGUGGAAGGAAACCAUACGGAACCAACGAUGAGCAACGCUACGUCCGUCAAUCAAGGCGGGGCCCAAGCAAGGGUCUACGCAAUGACCGAGGCGGAUGCGAGAGCAAACCCGGACUCCGUUGCAGGUUGAAGCUAGGGCUUGCUACUUGCACCUUCUCACGGGUGAUAUCAAAUCAGGAAGACGUGGUUCGUGCUUCCUUAUUUUCUUUCAAACUACCGAACACUUGCUCAUGGAUAUUUGUUCUACUAUAAACUAUUUUUGGGGCUUGCAUGCCCAUGUUGUUGGCCGGUUGUGGCUUAUGACUUACCAUUGAAUAUUUCCGCUAUUCAUUGGUUUAAAUGUGAUGUUGUUAUGUAUGUUUACUACUGAGUAUGGAUGGAUUGUUUUCUCGAACGCCUUGUGUAAUUAAGAGGGGUUGACUCGCGGGUGACGUCACUUAAUUAUACGGCGGUUGUACACGCGCUUGGAUUGCGGUCUGGGGCGUGACAGUAAGGAAGCAUUGAAACAUCACUCAGCUUAAAUACUAAAGUUUCUACGCGUAAAAAAAAGGAAUAAAGAUAAUGCAUCUUUAUCUUUGCAUUGAAAUGAGAAAACAAGUUGAGUGAAGAUUUUUUAUCUGUGUCACUUCAAGACAAAGACCAACCAUGCUGCCUCAGUCAAGUGGAACAAAACAAAUAGAUCAAGCUACGGUCAAGAUUGGUUUCCCUUGCCAACGGUACGUGGAGAUUCAAUGCUCAAGUCUAUAAAUACAGAAGCAGUGCGGGAAUACUAAGGAAAUGUUUGCAACAGCUUAAAAAACACUUCUCAGCUUUUGGCUUAAAAAAGCACUUAUUUACAAAACAUUACCAACUUUUACUUUUUCUCGGCUUGCGUGUGAAAAGUGUUUUCCCCUUUUCUAUUACACACAAAGCACACUUAUUUUACCAAACACUACCAACUUUUACUUUUCAAAAUCAUUUUUUUCUCAAACACUAUCAACUUUUACUACUAAUCAUUUUUUCAUUACAUCUCCUAAAGUGCUUUUUUUUAAAAGUAGGAGUUGCAAACACUCCCUAAGUGUGGUAAAACGAGAGGAGCCAAGUGGAAUAGAAGGGAAUCAAAACAUCCAUGAUCACAUCCAGCCAUCUGAUUCCCCUUCACCAUUUCGUGUACCACCCCACUCGUCUAAUGCUCUUAGACUAGCUACAAUUCAUACAAAUCUAUAGAGUUUAGAUUAGUUGGUAGCUUAGAUAUACACCCAUGUAUACUAGAUUAGUGUAAGACAUUCUGAAGGACUUUGUGUUCAAAUCGAGAAGGUGAGAAAGGGCAAGGACAUGAAUAGCUCUUGGCAAGUCAAUGUCAUUAGUGAAAAACCUUGGGUCGACUGAGUAGCUUGGAAUGGUGUUGAUAUUCCUUGUGAAAAACCUCACAAUCUACGCUUGAGCCAAGGGUAGAUUGGGCACUAAAUGUAAUGGGAUAUUCAUUUAGUGGGAAUCCAUCUGAAAUAGGCUGGGACUGGAUGUAGGAGGAUUACGCUACCUCAGAACCAGGAUAUAUGUUGUGUCACCUUUUACAUUCUGUUCCUAACAAAAAUUCAGUUUUCAUUCACCUUCACAACUUCACAGUAAAACAGCUUGCUCACCAGGACUUUCCAGUGAACAUUUACAGUUCACUGUGAUUCAACUCCUUGUUUUCUAAACAUCAAAAUGAUCUAUUUUCAUAGGUCUAAAUCUUUCAUACUUAUGUGUUAAGACUAGUUCUAAAGCCUAUUAAUGUGUUAGAGUAUAGUUCUUUGCUAUACCUUAACUAAUUAAAACAGAACUUUAAUUGCAGCAGCCUGCUCCUAGAAGUUUUGGCAGUCAGCUCCAAAGUCUCUGGCAACUAGCUCCUUCAGGUUUCAGAAGCCUGCUCCUUGAGUCAUCUAUUUCUGGCAAACACAUUUGUAACAUGUUUAACUCAUCUCUCUCACAACUAAAAGGGUCAUAAUCUUUGUUUUUAUAAAGUGUCACACUCUUGAGAUCAAGACUUCCGUUGCAUGUUUCUAUAUCUCCCAAAAGAUAUUGAAACUCAUUCUAUUAGAGGAAAAAG
Cuscuta epithymum is the source of this 3001-nucleotide messenger RNA. NCBI's taxonomy places the organism in Eukaryota, Viridiplantae, Streptophyta, Magnoliopsida, Solanales, Convolvulaceae. The record is from the annotation of a GenBank genome assembly.